Leptomonas pyrrhocoris is the source of this 882-nucleotide messenger RNA. RefSeq names its product putative leucine-rich repeat protein (LRRP). The transcript has a single exon. Gene Ontology annotation, molecular function: protein binding. Bases 151 to 882 code for a protein of 243 amino acids. The record is from RefSeq and is a predicted model, not a curated record. Lineage: Eukaryota; Euglenozoa; Kinetoplastea; Trypanosomatida; Trypanosomatidae.
GCGCUUCGGCGAGUAGUCCACAACGACCCCUCUUCUUCUCCGUCACAGGCGACACAUCAUUCGUCUUGUAGCUGAAUUUUUUGCGUGUUUUGGUCUCGCUUGCCCUCUUUUGCAUUACGGCGAAGGACAGUCAGAACAAAAACAGUAUCAAUGGCGAGUUCAUCCACACAAGUGAAGUCUCUGACGGAGGAAGAUGUUCGCACCGCGUCGAAGCAGUACGACGUCAUGUUCAUCUUCCAAGCCAGUCUUCCUCGCCAGGGACUGUACCAGAUCGAUCCUAGCGCUUUCUUGCGCUGUCAGUCGCUUCAGGUGGUCGAUCUGUCGGGAAACAAGCUCACCACUCUAGUUGGCUUAGAACCCGUUGCGGCGCAGCUAACCUUUCUCAACGCUGCGGAAAACAGCAUAAUUGAUCUCGCAGCUCUCGUCCAAUGCACUGCGUUAGAAUACUGCCAUCUCGAAGGAAACGAGCUGGGCUCUGUUGCCGCCCUGCAAGUGCUCGUCUCUUUGCCGCGCCUGGUGGAGCUUGUCCUGCAGCGGACGGUGCCGCUUGCCCUGUCAGAUCCGCAUGACACUCUGUUACUCGAUAACCCUGUGUGCCGGAACAGAGAAUUGUAUGAAACUGGUUUCUUAAGGCAGGUGUCCCACAUUCGGUGGGUGGACGGCGUGCCGAGCUUUCUGCGGUGCAAGCUGCUGGCGUCCGCAGAGAGUCGAGGCGACAGCGAGGCUGGCAAUGAGACGUCGAACGAAGCGCUGUUGGCCUCGGCCGCUGCGUCUCAUGAGACGACGUUGCGGAACAUGAUGGCUGACAACCUCGAGGAGGCCAAGCUACGGGAGGUGCUGGCCGAAGCGGCCAAAAAGUGCACAAAGGCUUCUCAGGCGUAG